This is a messenger RNA of Colossoma macropomum (tambaqui), 879 nucleotides long. Its product is annotated as syntaxin-10-like. The record is from RefSeq and is a predicted model, not a curated record. The transcript is spliced from 8 exons. Gene Ontology annotation, cellular component: synaptic vesicle membrane; endomembrane system; SNARE complex. NCBI's taxonomy places the organism in Eukaryota, Metazoa, Chordata, Actinopteri, Characiformes, Serrasalmidae. Gene Ontology annotation, biological process: intracellular protein transport; Golgi vesicle transport; vesicle fusion. Gene Ontology annotation, molecular function: SNAP receptor activity; SNARE binding. Bases 88 to 831 code for a protein of 247 amino acids.
AUAACAGGACUUUUAUUGUGAAAUAAAAGCCGUGCUGAGUGUAAACAGCAGUAACGCGUCGCUGCUGCUGCUUCACGGAGAGGAGCCAUGUCGAUGGAGGACCCGUUCUUCGUGGUUAAAGGUGAGGUGCAGAAGGCACUGUCGCGAGCACGGGGGCUGUUCCAGCGGUGGGAGGAGCUACUGCAGGAGGACACGCCCAUCAGCCGAGAUGAACUGGACUGGAGCACGAACGAACUGAGGAACUGCCUGAGGGCCAUCGACUGGGACCUGGAGGACCUGCAUGAAACCAUCAGCAUUGUGGAGUUGAACCCAGGGAAGUUCCGUCUGGGGGAGAACGAGCUGCAGGAGAGGAGGGAGUUUGUGGAGAGAACGCGAAAAGCUGUUCAGGAGAUGAAAGAGCAGCUCUCCAGUCCCUCGGCUUUAGCGCAGGCAGAGAAGAAGAACAGACAGGCGCUGAUGGGUGGUUCCACUCAGGUGAGGCAUGCAGGUCUAGAGCCCCACCUGGUGUCAGCAAACUCCAGAUACAUCCAGGAGCAGCAGGAGCAGCAGCAGCUGAUCGUGCAGGAGCAGGAUGAGCAGUUGGAGCUGGUGUCCGGCAGCAUCCGCGUUUUAAAAGACAUGUCCACCAGAAUAGGAGACGAGCUGGACGAGCAGGCCGUGAUGCUGGGGGAGUUCAGUGAGGAGAUGGAGCAGACGAGCUCCAGAAUGGACUCGGUGCUGAAGAAACUGGAGAAAGUCUCACACAUGACCAGCAGUAGGAGGCAGUGGUGCGCCAUCGGCGCCCUCGUCAUCAUCCUGAUCGUCGUCCUCAUUCUGUUCUUCGCGCUCUGAGCGCCACCUGCUGGAUCUGCCUGGCCUUUACACGUUCUGCCUAUAACA